This is a messenger RNA of Puccinia graminis f. sp. tritici CRL 75-36-700-3, 249 nucleotides long. RefSeq lists its product as uncharacterized. The transcript has 2 exons. The coding region runs from base 1 to 249 and encodes 82 amino acids. Lineage: Eukaryota; Fungi; Basidiomycota; Pucciniomycetes; Pucciniales; Pucciniaceae. The record is from RefSeq and is a predicted model, not a curated record.
AUGCCACGUCGCUACAUCAACCCUUACGUCAAACUACUUGCUGUGGAUUCGAUAUACCGAUGGGCUGAAGUUUUUGAAAGGACCGGCUGUGUUAUCCGAGACCCUGACGAGUACCAACCAUUUGGACCAAAUUUGAAGAUCCCAGAAGAUGUUCAAGACAGUCUCCAGGAGCACCUCCAAGAAAACCCGACCGCAUACCUCGAUGAGAUUCAAGAAUGGCUGUAUGAGCAGCAUGAGAUUCUCACUUGA